GUCGAAAUCGAUUGAAUAAUGAGUCUGUCCGCCUUCAGCAAGCAUGCGAAUCUUUCGCUAGUCAAAACGGAACAACAGGCAGGCAGCCAGCCUGUCGCUUCUAUGCACACGCACCAUCCACAUUCACACGCACAUGACCCCUCACAGGCAGGCCACCCCGCACAUGCUGCACAACAAACAGCAAUCCAUACAUCCAGGCGAAACCUCUCUCUACUCAAUCUAGAUAUCUAUCGAUCACUCUAUCAACUACUGCAGCCUGGAGGUGACGCUGCUGCUGCUGGCCCCCUCUACUGCCGUGCUCUCCGCCACUUUGGCUGACUGCUGCAGGGGGGCGUUGUCCCACAGGGUCGUCACCGGCGCGUCCGACGCAGCCACAGACGACACAACUUGCUCGGCCUUGACGCACACCUCGGCCGCUAUCGACUGGCGGUAAUGAGAGAACAAAGGCAGAGGUAGAGGCACACACAGGUGGGUGGCUGGAUGUGUGUGUAUGUGUGUGUGUGUGUGUUACGUCGAUGUCUUUGGUGCCGUCGAUGGCAUGCCAGUAGGGCUGUGUGCUGAAGUGCAUAUAGCUGCUGUACACCCGCCGCUGGAUCUCCAGCUUCUCGUAACGCUCCGCACCUACGGGACAACAUAGGCAGGCAACAAACACAAGACACACAAUGAAUGCUGCUCUGCUUGUGCCGUGCUGGAUGUGGUGCUGUGGGUGCCGGCCGAGCUUACUUACUGACUCACUCACUCACCGUAUCCCUUUCGCCUAUUGGCCUCUUCUGGCGACACGUCGAUGUAGAAGACCGUGUCGGGCGCUAUCAAACCACUGUCGGCGUUCUUGCACCACUCCAGAGGCAAACCCUGCACACACAAGACAACAAGGCAGCAGGCAGCUGUGUGUGGUUCAUGUGUGAUGAUGGUACACAACAAACACGUGAGGUGAGCUGACUGACCUCGGCUCCCGACGAGUAUGCGACGCCCGAGAAUGCGUAUCGGUCCGAUAUGACGGUCGUGCCAGACAGCACCGCCGCCUGGAUCUCACACCUGCACACAUGGGAGUGGUGGCGCAUCCAUCGCACACGUACACACACGGUGAGUAGCAUGGUGCACUGCACUGCACCUGCCCUGUGUGUGGUGCAGUGGUGUCAUGGCAAGUGCUGCUCAGACUCACUGUUUCUCCCAUCUGUCGGACGAGAAGAGGUGGUGGCAGGUGCGCUUGGUGAAGUCGAUGUCUUUGCGCAGGAAGGCGUCUAUCAGCUGGCCCAACGGACCUUCACGAUCUGAAUGAACCAUACCACACACACACGGACAGACACGCCAGGCCAUGUCUGUGUGUGUGCAGGGACAAUGGCUGGCUGGCUGGCUAGCUGCCUGCCUGCUUGUCUGGCUGGCUUACUCGGGAAUCGGAUAGCCUUGACGUCGUGCCCCUUGUCCUUGAGACUGGCGGCCAGCCGCUGGGACUGCGAACUCUUACCCGACCUGCACACACACACACACACACACCGAGAGAGAGAGUGGUGCUGGUGCAAUCAGUGUUCGUCCUCCCUCCCUCCCUCCCAUGUCUGUCUGUCUGUCUGAUCAGACCUGUCGAGUCCCUCGAAGACGAUGAAUGCACCUCGUGGCAUCGCUCCCACACACGAGGCGCCCCUCUGCUCACGAUGUACACUCCGCCUGCUGCCGACACGCUGCACCAAAUAGCCCGGCGAGGCUUUGCAGAGUGUCUGAAACAGCAGGCCGCUGCCGCCCUGCCGGUUUAGUGACGCCGCCCCUGAGCUGGUCAACCACACCAGCAAGAGCAGCAGGAGGCACCAGAGGGCGCUGCUCGUCCGCAGCAAGUCAUCCCAUGAGCAGCCGCGUGGAAGAUCUGGCAUCCGUCGAGCGGGGAUGAUGGAAUGGCAUCGUUUGGGAGUCCAGUUCAGGUGAGGUGCGCUUCUC
Molecule: messenger RNA, 1926 nt
Organism: Vitrella brassicaformis
Lineage: Eukaryota; Vitrellaceae
Source: the annotation of a GenBank genome assembly